This is a messenger RNA of Mangifera indica (mango), 1563 nucleotides long. Its product is annotated as MDIS1-interacting receptor like kinase 2-like. The transcript has a single exon. Lineage: Eukaryota; Viridiplantae; Streptophyta; Magnoliopsida; Sapindales; Anacardiaceae. The record is from RefSeq and is a predicted model, not a curated record. Bases 1 to 1563 code for a protein of 520 amino acids. Gene Ontology annotation, molecular function: protein binding.
AUGGCAUUCUCAUCACUCAAUAAACUCUCCUCUGUUUUCUUCAGCCUCUUUGUUCUGCUACAUUUUCAACUCAAUGUUGCUUUUAAUUCUACACAAGAAGCACAAGCUCUUCUCAAAUGGAAAGCCAGCCUUCAAACCCAGAGCCAGUCUAUCCUGUCUUCAUGGACACUUUAUCCUGUUAAUGCUACCAACAAUUCUACUCAACAUGGAAUCAAACUAGCCCAUUGUACUAAUUGGUUUGGAGUUUCUUGUGAUCGUGCUGGAAGCAUCCAUAGAUUAAACCUAUCUGUUUUAGGUUUAAAAGGUACACUUGAUAGAUUUUCAUUCUUAUCGUUUCCUCAUCUUGCAUAUCUUGAUCUUUCCAUUAAUGAACUCUUUGGAGUUAUCUCUUCACAAAUUGGUAAUCUCUCCAAACUAAAGUAUCUUGACUUGUCAACUAAUCAGUUUUUUGGGAAAAUUCCAACUGAAAUUGGUCUCCUAACACAUUUGGAGACCCUCCAUGUGUUUGAGAAUCAAUUAAAUGCUUCAUCAAUUCCUAAAGAAAUAGGCCAACUUAAUUCUCUCAGUGAACUUGCUUUAUAUAGUAACCAUUUGGAAGGUUCAAUUCCUGCUUCUUUGGGAAAUUUGAGUAAACUGUCUUGGUUGGCUCUCUAUAAUAAUUCACUUUCAGGUGUCAUUCCUCCAGAGAUGGGAAACCUCUCUAAUCUCCUUGAACUUUACAUAGAUACCAAUAACUUAACAGGUUCAAUCCCUACUAGUUUUAGCAAACUAAGAAAACUAACCGUGUUGUACAUGUUUUCCAACCAACUUUCUGGUUCCAUUCCUCAAGAAUUAGGAAAUUUGGAAUCUCUCACUAAUUUUAGUCUUCAUAAUAAUAGUCUUUCAGGUUCUAUUCCAGCAUCUCUAGGUGGUUUGAAAAAUCUGAGUAUUCUUCAUUUAUACAGUAAUACACUUUCAGGCUCUAUUCCUAUUGAAAUAGGAAAUCUGAACAAGCUUAUUGAUUUAGAUUUAAGUAGAAAUAUACUCAAUGGUUCUAUUCCUAUUGAAAUAGGAAAUCUGAACAAGCUUAUUGAUUUAGAUUUAAGUAGAAAUAUACUCAAUGGCUCUAUUCCUGAUUCCUUUAAAAAUUUGAGCGAGUUAGAGUUUUUAUCCUUUUAUAAAAAUAAUCUUUCUGGUACUAUUCCCCAAGAAAUUGGGAAUUUCACGAAUUUGUCUAGGUUACAUUUAGACACCAACCACUUUACUGGUCCCUUACCCCAUAAUAUAUGUGCUAGUGGUUCUUUGGAGAGAUUUAGUGUUAGUGACAACAAUUUUUUUGGUCCAAUUCCCAAAGGUUUGAGAAAUUGUACGAGUCUAAGAAGACUCUCUAUGCAAGGAAACCAAUUUGUUGGAAAUAUAUCUGAAGUUUUUGGCACCUAUCCAAAUCUAGAAUUGUUUGAUAUUAGCCAUAAUGAAUUUUAUGGUGAAAUCACAUCAAAUUUGGUUAAGUGUUCAAAUUUAAUCUCCUUAAAGAUGGCAGGGAACAAUAUUGGUGGGAGCAUACCAUUUGAACUUGAAACUUAA